UUUAUAGAACCAUAUAUGGAGGGGCAGUUGUGUAAAGUGAGAAAAAUGGUUCUGCUUGAGAAGCUUUGGGAUGAUGUUGUGGCUGGGCCUCAGCCUGACCGUGGCCUGGGCAAACUCAGGAAGAUCACCACAAAGCCCUUGAUCGUUAAAGAUUUGGAUGGAGGAGAGGGAAGCAAGUACCAGAGAUCGAUGUCCAUGCCGGCUAGUCCGGCGACACCCACUACGCCGGUGACACCUACGACGCCGUUAGCGGCGGCGCGUAAGGACAACGUUUGGAGGAGCGUGUUCAACCCUGGUAGAAACUUUGCAACCAAGAGUAUUGGUGCCGAAGUCUUCGACAAACCUCACCCCAACUCUCCAACUGUUUACGAUUGGUAAUUACCGUAUGCCACUUUCCAUCCCUUUU
Momordica charantia (bitter melon) is the source of this 406-nucleotide messenger RNA. Lineage: Eukaryota; Viridiplantae; Streptophyta; Magnoliopsida; Cucurbitales; Cucurbitaceae. The record is from RefSeq and is a predicted model, not a curated record.